AUGAACGCUGUGACUGGUUUCCACCUUAAGAGGCUUCCUGUUUCUCGCCCGGGGCGACGGGCUGUCGGCAUCGGCAGCGGCUCCAUGCGCGGUUGUGGUGCCGUGCGUGGCCCCGGCCGGCGCAUUGCCGCGGGCUGCAGAGCCGGGGGCCGGCGGGAUCGCUGCCGUAGCCCCGGCUCCGAGCGGCGCGCCCACAUAUGCACCGGCGGCAACUCCGUGUGCAGAGGCAACUCCGUGCCCGGUGCCUGCGGCGCCGACCUUAGGCAGCGCUGUGCCCUGUGCGGCGCUGGCUACGGGUGGCGCGGCCGCGGCCCCGAGGGCCGGCGCAGCGGACGGCGGGGGGGUAAAUGUUACCCUAGCUUUGAGAGGAUCAAUAAGACUGUUACUUUGGUGUUAGGAGGGUCCCUGCAAGAGUUUUCAGAAAAUCCAGCUAUGUCAAGAUGCAAGAAUCUCAGCUCUUCCCACUUGCUCAUGCUCACUGGUGCACCCAAGAGCAUCACUGAAUGGCUGGUGUUCUGGGAAAAGGAUCCAGUGGAGAUUCUGCUUAAUUUGGGAUUUGGUACAGAAGAACCUGAUGUCUGCACAAAAAUCCCUCCUCGGUUCCUCAGUGGUGCUUCUGUAACAAAAGGGUUCGAUGUCCAAGACUUUUUGGAAGCUCAGAAGCAGCGGAUGGACAUUGAGAAGCCAAACCAAUAUGAACAUUUUUGAUGGCUGGAAGUACUUGACCAUGUAUCCAGUGCCCUCGCAUCUUUGCUGACCGAUGUCAAUACCCAGUAGACCAAAGCACAGGACAUUGGCAGGGGUAAGACCAGUCUGCUGGAUGCUGCAAAGAUCAUGCCUGCGAUUGCACAAGUGAAGUGGAAAAGAAUAAGUAAGAUCCUGUAUAGGGCUUCUCGUUAGACACUGCUACUGCAACAGGGCUUGCUGGCACUUGGGACCAACUUGCACAGCAGGAAAGAGCCAUCCUGUUCUUGUGCAGAUAUUGCUGGGGGGGGGGGCACAGUCCAGAUUCAGAGUUUUGAGGAUGAAACUCUAUGUGGAAAUGCUCCUGACACCACUUCAGUUGAGUUGAAAGGGCCUGGAUUCAGUUCAUCUGAAGAACAAGAGGCUGGUGUCAUAGGGGAGAUGUUAGGUGCUGACAAAUCAGAACAAGGAGACAUUGUCCAAAGUGAAAUGGCUUCUCUUCUGAAAUCUAUUACUGUUCAGAUGUCUUCAGGGAUGGAGUUUAUGUCAAGAAAGAAGGGCACAGAACAAAUGCUCCUCUCAAUGAGACCCUUUCCAUGUACAUUUCAUGAAAUAGAAGUGAUGAAGAGUUCCUGCCAGCAUUUCCAGAAGAAACUGGAUGAGAUUGAACAGCACCUGACCAGAGAGCACGCGCUGUUUUCCGGUGCUAUGCCAUAUGAAGGAAGGGAGGAAAGCAGAUAUCUGCAACUCUUACAGUGAGCCAUUUGUCAGGAAGUUGCAGAGUUGCAGUUGAAGGAUCAAGCUUAUCAAGUCAGAGAGAGCAUCUUUUACGGUCUGGACAAAUUACUAGCAGAAAAAUCCCAUCUGUUUUCUGAGCUUAAACUCUUUGACUGGAAGGAAGAAAGAAAAACCCAGAAUAAACCAGUGUUUCCAGAUGCUGCUGACACUGUGCAUCCUCGAAAUAGGUGCUCAAAAAUUGUGCACAGAAGAGCUCCUAGCAAAAACAUGACAGCAACAGGCUCCCUCUCUCCCCCACAGCCAGGGGCAACCACAACGUUUCCUACCAGGAAAACACUUGAGCCAAAUUCAGCCAAGACUGCCCCACAGAAGCUCUCUACCAGUAAAAAGGAAAUAAAAGGACGCCGACAAGCAAAAAUGGACUAUAAGACAUUCAUACACAAUAUAAAAGAAAUCUUUCCAAUUUCUUUAAUUAAUGAUUCAGCAGAAGGAAAAGACUGA
Molecule: messenger RNA, 1923 nt
Organism: Neopelma chrysocephalum (saffron-crested tyrant-manakin)
Lineage: Eukaryota; Metazoa; Chordata; Aves; Passeriformes; Pipridae
Gene: ITPRID1
Product: ITPR interacting domain containing 1
Molecular function (GO): signaling receptor binding
Source: RefSeq, a predicted model, not a curated record